Molecule: messenger RNA, 456 nt
Organism: Rhizophagus irregularis DAOM 181602=DAOM 197198
Lineage: Eukaryota; Fungi; Glomeromycota; Glomeromycetes; Glomerales; Glomeraceae
Source: RefSeq, a predicted model, not a curated record
AUGAUGAAGCAAACCUAUAUUCUUGUAGUCAUUUUAUUCGCUAUUCUUUCAAUAGCCAACGCUAUUCCACUUCAACUUUAUAAAAGAGCCACUACCUUUGUCGUAUGCCCUACAGGAUCUCCAAACAUAAUCACUGUAUCAAUUCAACCUGAUCCUCCCUUGGCUAAUCAACCUGCAAUUUUUACUAUUUCCGGAACAUUAAAGACUGGUGUCAUUACCACAGGAUCCAAACUUGUUAUUUUUGUUCUGGAUAAUAAUGGUAACACCUUAGGUGAAGCUUUAACCGAUGAUAUUUGUAGUUUCCCUGGAAUGACAUGUCCGGCUAACUAUUUUAGUUUAAUAAGAAAAGUUCAAAUAUUAAACCUACCCGCAACAUAUAGUUUUGUAGUUCAGAUUUUAGAUGCUUCUGGUAAAACUUUAGGCUGUUCUUUGGGUACAGUUACUGGAGCUAAUUAA